AUGCAGCAGUCCGUCCCACGCAGUGUGUGUUUCCUGGCAAGGCGUGGCUUUGCUAGCCACGCAAAGCCGCAUGUCCACAUGCCGGAGACGGCCAUGCUGACCAACAACGGCACGCACGAGUUCAAGCGCAAGGGGUGGGAGCUUUCCGCCUACAUGGGGAUGCUCGGCGGUCCAAUUAUCCUGUUUCUGGGCCUCACGAAUGCUCCCGAGACGGACUCGGACGUGCUGGCCAGACAAGAGGUGGUUGCCAAGCGUGCAGGGACAGAGUACCUCGUGCGACGUGCCAGCGGUGGCUCUGAACGACAGCGGUACAUUUACAAGUCGCGCGAGAUUGGCCAGCCGCCAAUGCUUCACGAGGAGUAG
This is a messenger RNA of Hyaloperonospora brassicae, 363 nucleotides long. The record is from the annotation of a GenBank genome assembly. NCBI's taxonomy places the organism in Eukaryota, Oomycota, Peronosporomycetes, Peronosporales, Peronosporaceae.